Truncatella angustata is the source of this 586-nucleotide messenger RNA. RefSeq lists its product as uncharacterized. The transcript has 2 exons. The annotation marks the transcript as partial. The record is from RefSeq and is a predicted model, not a curated record. NCBI's taxonomy places the organism in Eukaryota, Fungi, Ascomycota, Sordariomycetes, Amphisphaeriales, Sporocadaceae.
AUCUAAUGCUACGUAUGUGGGGACACUACUGUGGCAGCCAGCACUGAUCACUAGUGCACGCACCGAAGGGUCAAUGACCGUGACACCUAUACGCCUUUGUUCUUCACCUUUAAUCAUGCUGGAAGUAUCCGAGGCGAGUAACAAACAGUCACAAACUACGAAAUCGUAGUGGUUGUUUGAAUAUAAGCAGAUUGAUAAUGGGUUAAAUAUAAAGGCAUUGACAACAGGUAAAUGACGCCUGGUGGGUGUCUGCUAAGGAGAGCUAUAUUUCGAGAUGGAACACCAAGAGGCAGCCGCCCAUUUCACGAAUUAAUAGACAUGUUCCACAACCAUGAGGCAACUCAACGCCACGAUAAGGUAUACGCAUUACUCGGCAUGUGCUCUAACAAUAUGAGCAAAUCGAAGCUAUUACCUGACUAUGCAGUACCUUUUGACGAGUUGUUUAAACGACUCAUUCAAUUCACACUGCCCGGAAGAAUACCUGUAGAAACUCAGGGCGGCAAAGAGAUUGAAACGCGCUGCCUGUCAGUGGUCAGAUCAUCCUCGACUAAAUAGUUCCCAGAGCGUAUAUUUUGGUCCUAAAAAC